AUGGAGAUCGCGGCGGACUCUCUGGACGGCUCUGUGAUCUUCCACGCCAUUAACGAAAUCUCAGGUUUCGUGCUUUACAUGCACCAGCAAAUCCCUUCAUUGUUGCAGGAUAUUACUCUGGAAUUCGAUUCGCUCUGUUCUGAGUACAAGGAUUCGGAAAUGGCUCUUCACCAGAACGAGGUGAAGCCAACGCUUCGGAGAAAGCACGCGGGCCAAAUGAGGGAAGCCAAGCGCGGGAUUCGAAGAUUCCAGAAGCUGAUGCGUCAAGUUUCUGAUCUCCAAACUGCGCUGAAGCUGAUGAUCAGCGAGGUUCCUCAGUUCCAAGAAGCCAUUUUGGUGAUCGGAGCGAGUCCGCUACGGCCUCAUCAUGUCUAUGAGUUGAGCUUUUCAAGCGCAAGCGCUGUUCCUAGCAGCAGUGGUGAACAUGAACAUGAAAAGGAACUUGAUUUCGGCAAAAGCAGAGCGGCAGAAGUGCUUUGUAGAAAAGCGAUUCGGGGGCUGAUCUCAAAGGGUGCUGGGUGUGCUUCUUAUUCAGGGCCUUCCAAGUUGUUUCUCUUGGUGAAAGCUCCCCCUUGUCUCAAUCUGCCUCUGCAUUUUCUUCCCAAACGUGAUUUCAGAUACAGCAACAAGAUUGCGCCUUUAAGACUAAAGAUUAAGAGAAAAACCCAAGAUCAGAACAUGGAUGCUCUUUCUGUUUCUUCUGAAACUGGCAGUUCUGAUGGGUUGGUUGAGUCUGCUCCAAAUGAUUUUAUAUGGUUCCAAUGUCGGCAUGUAAUCAAAGGCCUGGCAUCUAACACACCGACUGAAGCGGAAUGA
This is a messenger RNA of Prunus armeniaca (apricot), 816 nucleotides long. Lineage: Eukaryota; Viridiplantae; Streptophyta; Magnoliopsida; Rosales; Rosaceae. The record is from the annotation of a GenBank genome assembly.